AGAUGUUGAAUGAGAAAAGCAUCCCAAGUAUUGAUGUCUCAGAUUUUCCAGGAGAAUCCGAAACACUAAGAAAAGCAGGCGAAGAAUGGGGCUGUUUCAGAAUCUUGAAUCAUAACAUCCCAUCAUCUCUCCUGUUGGAGAUGAAGGACGUGGUCCGAUCUUUGCUGGACCUUCCGAUGGAAGUUAAGGCUCGGAACACUGCUGUGAUAGCAGGCAGUGGCUACGAGCGACCCCAACAGAUUAAACCUAUUUAUGAGGCUCUUGGUAUUUAUGACUUCACCUCCUCCGAAGCUGUCGAUACGUUUUGCUCUCAAUUGGAUGCUUCUACUCAUCAAAGGAAGGUGAUAUCCGAGUAUGCGAAAGUGAUCUAUGAGCUUUCGUUGGAUUUAGCGGGGAAGAUAGGUGGAAGUAUGGGCGUGGUAAGAAAUGAUUUAUUCGAGGGAUGGGGUUCUCAAUUUAGGUUCAACAAGUAUAACUUCAGUUCUGAAACGGUAGGCUGCUGUGGAAUUCAGAUGCACACAGAUUCUGCAUUCUUAACCAUACUUCAAAUUGAUGAGAAUGUUAGCGGUCUUGAAGUGAUGGACAAGUCUGGUGCAUUUAUUCCUGUUGAUCAUCAACCCGGAACCCUCCUCGUCAAUCUUGGCGAUGUUGCUACGGCAUGGAGCAAUGGGAGUCUGUGGAAUGUAAAGCAUAGAGUGCAAUGCAAGGAAGCAACAGUACGAUACUCAAUCGCUUCAUUUCUCCUUGGACCGAAAUACUCUGUUGUGGAAACUCCGCCCGAACUUCUGGAUCCUCAAAACCCUAGACUUUAUAUUCCUUUCACUUUCAAUGAUUACAGAGAGUUGCGUCUCAAAACUAAACUGAUAGCAGGCCAAGCACUCGAGCUUAUGCGUAUUAACUCAUGAGUCGUCACACAUUUUACUUAUUUAAUAACUUUUUCCUGGAUCAUAUAAGUGUAGUAGAAAGAUUCAAAUUGGUCACUGUAUAAACAAUUCUAUUGAAUAAGUCUUCAUUGUUUGAUUCUCA
Molecule: messenger RNA, 1026 nt
Organism: Mercurialis annua (annual mercury)
Lineage: Eukaryota; Viridiplantae; Streptophyta; Magnoliopsida; Malpighiales; Euphorbiaceae
Product: 2-oxoglutarate-dependent dioxygenase DAO-like
Exons: 3
Coding region: 3-905 (300 amino acids)
Biological process (GO): auxin catabolic process
Molecular function (GO): dioxygenase activity; indole-3-acetaldehyde oxidase activity
Source: RefSeq, a predicted model, not a curated record